UAAGUGCCAGGCAUUGCGAUAAGCACAGAGAUUACAAAUAUGAAAAAAAAAAGUACUUGCCCUGGUGGAGUUUACCAUUUAAUGAGAGAAAAUACACAAAGGAAACCUAAAAAGUAGUGGGCAGGUUUAGUGAAGUAAAAAAGGGCCAAAAUAAUUUCUAAAUAAAAUUUAACCUUUUAUUAUUUAUAAUUAAUAAACGUUAGUUGACUUAAUGUUAUUCGGUUUGAUAAAUGUUAGUUGACUGGCUUGGGGAAGAGGAGAGUCAGGAAAAAACCUCUUGAAAAUAGAGAAGAGGAAUUGGUGUGAUGAGAGAGGGGCAUGAUUUGAUGGAAUAAAUGUACAGCUUGGGGACAGAGACUAGAAUAACGGAAGGCAGAGGAUGUACCUUUGUUCACCCUGCUCGAGCCAGAAGCCUUUAUGUUAAAUUAAAACCAGUAAUGAGUAACACAUUAACACUGUGCGCAGCCGCAUCUUUCUCCAGCCAGCUCACCACCACCUCCGGAACCUAAUUGCUGUAGUCUAUGGCUCCACACUAUCAGGAAGUAAAUAAUUGAAGGCGCUCACUUCCGCCAGGGGAGACUAAUGUAUCAGGGAUCUUCCGUUUGGCCAAAAAAUGGCGGCGACCCUUUCAGACUCACGUGUUGGCAUUGGAAAGAAGCAGAAAAAGUUACGGAAGAGGAAAAAGAUGAAGAAGAUAGUGGCGGCGGCGGCGGCGGCGGCUUCAUCGUCCGACUCAGAGCCGGAGCAAGAGGAAGACAAUCUCCACGGCGGUCGCGGUUCUGUAGCAAGCUGGGGAGUUUCCAAAGACAAUUUUUCUUCUGAUGAAGCAAUUGAAGGUGAUAACGAAGAUGAUACUAUAGCUUAUGACAAAGAAAAUGAAAGUGCAACAGAAUCCAAUGUUGGGACUAAUGCUGGUUGGGCAGACGCCAUGGCUAAAAUUCUUAACAAAAAAACUCCUAAAAGUAAACCUACUAUUCUCAUUAAAAACAAAGAGCUGGAGAAGGAAAAAGAGAAAGAAAAACAAGAGAGACUGGAGAAAAGAAAACAGCUUGAUAAGAAGCGGGAGUGGGAGAUGAUGUGCAGAGUGAAGCCAGAUGUUGUCAAAGACAAAGAAAUAGAAAGAAAUCUACAGAGAAUUGCUACAAGGGGUGUGGUGCAGUUAUUCAAUGCUGUUCGGAAGCACCAGAAGAAUGUUGAUGAAAAAAUGAAAGAAGUUGGAGGCUCUGUGAGAAAACGUGCAAAGUUGAUGUCAACUGUCACCAAGAAAGAUUUCAUUAGUGUUCUCAGAGGAGUGGACGGAAGCAAAGAGGGUAGGAAUCCCACAGGUCAGAAUCCAAAAGACAAACAGGCUAAAGAGAAAUCAGAGCAAGGCUCAAGCUGGAACAUAUUGCGUGAUGAUUUUAUGAUGGGAGCAACAAUGAAAGACUGGGACAAGGAGAGUGAUGGACCUGAUAACACAGAAUGAAGCUCUAGAAGUGACUGAUAAAUGACAACAUUUAGAAAUUGGAAUACUUGAUACAUUUAUUUUUCUGGAGAAAAUUGUUUAUCAUCUACAUGAGUUUUGCAGCAUGGAGGUGGUAAUGCAGAUGUUAGUUUGAAGAGAAAACAACAGACUGCCUUUAUUUUUCACCAACUUUAAAAUUGUCACUUAAUUUUGUUUUAGUCUACAUCAAAAUCCAAAACUGCUUUCCAAAACCAUUAUUAUUUUUUAGCAUUUCCAAAAAACAUUUUAUAUAUUAAAAACAAAACCAUGCCUCUUGGCAUAUUUUGCCAAUUUCAUGAUAAGUUUUUAAUGUUAUUUUGUUAUUCUUGAAUUUUAAAUUAAUAAUGCAUCUAAAAAUAUCACUACCUGCUGGUAAUGAAGAUGACCUAUAUUUAAUUGUAUAUGUUAUUCAAAAGAAUAUUUACUACAUAAAUUCUGUGAGUCUUCAAA
Molecule: messenger RNA, 1933 nt
Organism: Monodelphis domestica (gray short-tailed opossum)
Lineage: Eukaryota; Metazoa; Chordata; Mammalia; Didelphimorphia; Didelphidae
Gene: RRP15
Product: ribosomal RNA processing 15 homolog
Biological process (GO): maturation of LSU-rRNA; maturation of 5.8S rRNA
Cellular component (GO): preribosome, large subunit precursor
Source: RefSeq, a predicted model, not a curated record